AUGGCAUUGGUUAUAAAAGAUGUCAAAUUCGCUGAAAUAUUAAUUUCUCAUGGUGCCGAUGUAAAUUCUUUAAAUAAAUUUGGUAUGACUCCUCUUGAUUACGUUAUAAUUCUUGAAAGAACUGAAGACGAUACUCAUCUUGAUAUUUUGGAAGAUUUAAUAAAAUUAAGGCAUCUCUUAAUAUCACAUGGUGGAAAAACUUUGUCAACAAGAAAGGAGGUCCUUGAAAAAUCUAGCAACAAUUUGACAAACCUGUCUACAUCAGUUUAUAAUGAAUAUUUUUGA
Messenger RNA from Trichomonas vaginalis G3, 285 nucleotides. RefSeq names its product Ankyrin repeat family. Gene Ontology annotation, molecular function: protein binding. The coding region runs from base 1 to 285 and encodes 94 amino acids. The record is from RefSeq and is a predicted model, not a curated record. NCBI's taxonomy places the organism in Eukaryota, Parabasalia, Trichomonadida, Trichomonadidae. The transcript has a single exon.